AUGUCUAACAUGAGGAGGGCGUUGGAGAGGCAAGAGCGAGAAGAUGAAGAAAUCAAGCACAGACGUGCUGAAGAAGAUCAUGACGCCGAUGAAGAAGAGGAAGAAAUGGUUGUAGCAGUGUGUAUGCUCAAUGAAUCAAGGCAACACCACCAUCGUUGUGGCUUGAAUGUGGAUGGACAUAGGCAAUCUCGGGCCUCAUUUGUUCCAAAAAUCAUGCAUGAUAUUUUUAAUUACAACACAUACUUCAUUCAGAAGUAUGAUGUUGUUGGGGUUUUGGGUGAUGUUAUUGGGGUUUUGGGUCUUCUUCUGAAGCAAAAACUUAUAAUUGCUUUGCGGAUGCUUGCUUAUGGGGCAUCUGCAGAGUAG
Prunus armeniaca (apricot) is the source of this 366-nucleotide messenger RNA. NCBI's taxonomy places the organism in Eukaryota, Viridiplantae, Streptophyta, Magnoliopsida, Rosales, Rosaceae. The record is from the annotation of a GenBank genome assembly.